Messenger RNA from Gongylonema pulchrum, 345 nucleotides. The record is from the annotation of a GenBank genome assembly. NCBI's taxonomy places the organism in Eukaryota, Metazoa, Nematoda, Chromadorea, Rhabditida, Gongylonematidae.
AUGGAUUCCUUCAGUUCGUUCACCGAAGCAGCCGUUGGUGAAGUUUCCGUUCUGACAUCACUUACCAGUCUUCUGGCAGUUGCCAAAGCAUUGGGCAGUAAUUUGUCAGAAAUCGAAAAAUUGGCGGAACGCUACGGACGAGCCAUCAUUUUUGCCUUCUUUCACGGUGAAUCAUUGGGCUACAUUGGAAGUAGUGCUGCAGUAAAUGACAUCGAAAAAGGCGAAUUCCCAUUGGAUAUUCAACUGGCUGAUAUCGAUAGCUUUAUUGAGUCCCACAUUCCGAACAGUGAUCUCUCCUGCUUCGGUGUCAAGGCUACUUUGAAACGGAAUGAAGUAUGUAGUUAG